UCAGACACAGCUAGUAGGAGAGACUAAAACUCCACAGAGCAACUGAAGUUUCCCUGUUCAGUUGAAGAUUGCUAUGGUGUAACUGAAGUUGUAUUUCUUCCCCCACCUCCCCACUCCCUUUCUUGUGCCGUUGAGAGCAGUAGUGUAGAUUUGAUAGAAAUUGCCAUUCUCCCUUUCCUUGGACUGUCUGAACCUGUAGAGGAUACCACAGCAAUGCUGGACUGCAGUGACUACGUUCUAGACUCAAGAAUGAACAAUCCGUCAGAAACCAGUAAACCAUCGAUGGAGAGUGGAGAUGGGAACACAGGCACGCAAACAAAUGGCCUGGACUUUCAAAAGCAGCCUGUGCCUGUCGGAGGAGCAAUCUCUACAGCCCAGGCCCAGGCCUUCCUUGGGCACCUUCAUCAGGUCCAGCUCGCUGGAACAAGUUUACAGGCUGCUGCUCAGUCCUUAAAUGUACAGUCUAAAUCUAAUGAAGAAUCUGGGGACUCUCAGCAGCCAAGCCAGCCUUCCCAGCAGCCUUCAGUGCAGGCGGCCAUACCCCAAACCCAGCUCAUGCUGGCCGGAGGACAGAUCACCGGGCUCACGUUGACGCCAGCCCAGCAACAGUUAUUGCUACAACAGGCGCAGGCACAGUUGCUGGCAGCUGCAGUGCAGCAUUCAGCCAGUCAGCAGCACAGCGCUGCUGGUGCCACCAUCUCGGCCUCUGCUGCAACGCCGAUGACGCAGAUCCCUCUAUCUCAGCCAAUACAGAUUGCACAGGAUUUGCAGCACUUGCAGCAGCUUCAGCAGCAGAAUCUCAACCUGCAACAGUUUGUGUUGGUGCAUCCAACAACCAACUUGCAGCCAGCACAGUUCAUCAUCUCACAAACACCGCAGGGGCAGCAGGGUCUCCUGCAAGCGCAGAAUCUCUUAACGCAACUACCUCAGCAAAGCCAAGCCAACCUCCUGCAGUCUCAGCCAAGCAUCACCCUUGCCUCGCAGCCAGCAACCCCAACACGCACAAUAGCAGCGACCCCCAUUCAGCCACUUCCACAGAGCCAGUCAACACCAAAGCGAAUUGACACUCCCAGCUUGGAGGAGCCCAGUGACCUUGAGGAGCUUGAGCAGUUUGCCAAGACUUUCAAACAAAGACGGAUCAAACUUGGAUUCACUCAGGGUGAUGUUGGGCUCGCUAUGGGCAAACUCUAUGGAAAUGACUUCAGCCAAACUACCAUCUCUCGCUUUGAAGCCUUGAACCUCAGCUUUAAGAACAUGUGCAAGUUAAAGCCACUUCUGGAAAAGUGGCUCAAUGAUGCAGAAAACCUCUCAUCUGAUUCAACACUCUCCAGCCCAAGUGCCCUGAAUUCUCCAGGGCUGGGGGGCGAAGGCUUGAACCGUAGGAGGAAGAAACGCACCAGCAUAGAGACCAACAUACGUGUGGCCUUAGAGAAGAGUUUCCUGGAGAACCAAAAGCCUACCUCGGAGGAGAUCACCAUGAUAGCCGACCAGCUAAACAUGGAGAAGGAGGUGAUCCGCGUUUGGUUCUGUAACCGGCGCCAGAAGGAGAAAAGGAUCAACCCACCCAGCAGUGGUGGAACCAGCAGCUCGCCCAUCAAAGCAAUUUUCCCUUGCCCAACCUCACUGGUGGCAACCACGCCAAGCCUUGUGACUAGCAGUGCAGCUACUACCCUGACUGUCAAUCCUGUGCUCCCUCUGACCAGUCCUGCUGUAACUAGUCUGUCAGUCACAGGCACAACAGAAACCAACUCCAACAACACAGCAACAGUGAUUUCAACAGCACCUCCAGCUUCUUCAGCAGUGACAUCACCCUCCAUGAGUCCUUCCCCGUCUGCCUCAGCCUCCACUUCAGAGGCAUCCAGUGCCAGUGAGACCAGCACAACACAGACAACCUCCGCUCCCUUGUCCUCCCCUCUUGGGACCAGCCAGGUGAUGGUAACGGCAUCAGGGUUGCAAACAGCGGCAGCAGCCGCAUUACAAGGAGCUGCACAGUUGCCUGCAAAUGCAAGUCUCGCUGCCAUGGCUGCUGCAGCAGGACUAAACCCAGGCUUGAUGGCAUCCUCGCAGUUUGCAGCUGGAGGUGCCUUACUCAGUCUCAAUCCAGGGACAUUAGGUGGUGCUCUCAGCCCAGCCCUGAUGAGCAACAGUACACUGGCAACUAUUCAAGCUCUUGCAUCUGGUGGCUCUCUUCCAAUAACAUCACUGGAUGCAACUGGAAACUUGGUGUUUGCCAAUGCUGGAGGUACUCCUAACAUCGUAACUGCCCCCCUGUUCCUGAACCCUCAGAACCUUUCUCUGCUCACCAGCAACCCGGUUAGCUUGGUCUCUGCAGCUGCAGCCUCCGCAGGGGCCUCUGGACCAGUCGCCAGCCUUCACGCCACCUCCACCUCAGCCGAGUCCAUCCAGAACUCUCUCCUCACGGUGGCCUCUGCGAGUGGGGCCACGUCCACCACCACUACUGCCUCCAAGGCACAGUGAGCCAGGCUGAGCUGUGCUGCCAGCAGCCUGCUUCACUGUGCGGUGGGAUUGGCUGCCAGCGGGGUUUAUAAACUGAAAAAUGUGAUGGGCAUCCUCUCGCCGUGUUGCUGGGGACAAGGGAGAGAAGGAAAAAGAUAAAAACAAAAGCAAAACAGGAAGGAUUUAAAGCUGGGACAGACAUUUGCCUAAUUUUAUAAUAAACACUGUCUUUUCAGGAUCGCUUCAUGGAUCGGAGAACUUUCUAACCAAAAAUGUAAAAAAAACAAAAAACAAAAAAACACAAAAAAAUGAAAAAAAAAAACACAAAAAAAGUGAAAGGACUACUUAUCAUUUCCAGCAGUCACAAUGACAAGUUAAGGUGGGUUAUCAAUUCAAACAUAGGAAGGGGAUUUCUUGUUUCUUUUUGGUCUAAAUAUCUUUCUUUUUUAAUUAUCAUUUUAUUGGUCUGUUGUACAGGCCAUUAUGUCAUACAAGGUGUUUAUAAUCGUAUCAAUCGUGUUGGGGGUUCCUUUCUUAACUGGUACAAUUUAGGCAGGCCUGUAUUACUGGUGUAUCUCUAUUAUUAUUAUGAUUAUUAUUAUUAUUAUUAUUUUUAUAUAUAUAGUUUGGACGCGUUUGUCUUCUGCUCCUGGAUUAUUUUCAGCGAGCUCCCACACUGGGGGGGAGGGCGGGAGGGUGGAGAGGAAGAAUGGAGCACAAAUAGACUUUGUCCUAAUCUUCUGGGAAUGUUCUGAACAGUUUCCUCAUCCUUGAAUUUGUCUAAUGGCUACUUAAAGGGGUCAGAAGAGUUAAUUUCCAUCACCUGUGCAGGAAGCUCAGUGUAGCCAUAGAGAUCAUGGUGUGCAAACUUCCAGGCUGGUCUAUGCUUUUUAGCAGAGGUAGGAAUUAGUUCUGAACUGCAGUUCUCCUUCUCUCGAUUACCUAGACGAAAUGGCCAAAUUUUGCUCUUAGCUUGGUGUGCAUGUUUCCUCUUUCCUUAGGAGAGUGGGAUUUGACCUCCUGAGUCUAGAUUGUGUGGCAUACUGAUGGCUCUUUUGUUCUGUUGAAUUGAUUUUGCUGUUAAGAACACACACAAAUAUUUAAAAAUGUGGAGUUGCUCAAGCUAAUUGUCAGUACAUAGAGCAGCAUUUACAGUCCUAGAUUUCUGACAGACGAAUUGGUGCAGGAUUUCUAAAUGUCAGACUCUCACUAAAAAUAGCAGUAUUCCUCUCCAUUUACUUCUAAUGUUUCCAACGUUGCAUUUAGGAGAAAUUUCUAGUAAAAAGUGCUUCUGCCUGCAAAAGACGGCAGCAGAAACCAUGGGAACAGAAGCUGCCAUCUUUGAUGCCAACACAGUAGAGUUGACUCUGGGGCUUUGCACAUACCUUGGUGAUCUCAUGGAGUCUCUGAGCUGUGAUGCUGUGAGCUACAUAAACACCGCAAUAAGCAUCUCUGACCGGAGCGUCAGGACUUACCUGCCACCAUAACCAUCUUUUCGAGGUUGAUUCUGCUCCAUGUAGCAAAAAAUAUCUACGUGGAUGAGGAAGAACAACAAACUGUACAGAAGUUAGAUCUGUAUAUUCUUAAAUAUACAAUCUAGUAUCUUAACCAAAAAAAAAAAAAGAAUAAUUUUAAAAGAGAAGACUGGAUCACUGCAAUGCAGUUCACUUUGAACUUUCCAUUCCUGAUGGAUUUAAAGGUUUCUGCCAUGUGUAUAAAACUAAAUUUCUUUUAGUUAGCAAGGUUAGUAGAAGAGUCCCUUCCUCCCACCUGCUUUUCUGUUGUCACCAGAGUGUUCAAAAAUAAUGAGCUAAUGCAGCUACGUUCGUUUUGUUGAUGAUUCAGGGGGAUCCUGGAGUUUCUCAUCCAAGAUCCAGAAGGCAGCAACUUUAAACUCUACAUAUGCUUUGGUUUGCGACCUGAGCAUUGUGGGAUUUGUGUUUGCACUCAAGUGGCAGAAUCCCUUAUCUCUCCCCCCACCGCCAUGGUUUUGCUGUUCAUCUCUAAAUCUCCACCUUCCUGUUUUACUGAAUAUUUAAAACAAUUAUCCCAAAAACUUCAGAACUAGUGAACUGCAAGCAGGGAAACUAACAAAUGUCCGUCCACCGUUUCUAAUGUGUUUUUGAUUUUUUUAUGUUUUAUUUUUUUAAAACUAAGCUUGAACCAAAGUCAAUUUCUAGCAAGCUGCUGUACUAAUGGACUAGUUUGUAUAAGUGCAGUUCAGAUGCAGAGAGGCGAUAGAUGCUACUGACAAUUUCUUUUUCAUUUGUCUUUUGUUUUUAUUAAUUUUAUAUAAAAGUUGCUGCUUGUUUUUAAUCUUUUUUUUUUUUUUGGUUGGUAAUUUGUAUUAUCCUUGGGGCAGACUCUUAACUUGAUUUUAAUUUGUUGGUUUUUUUUUUGUUUGUUUGACGUGUAAAUAGAAUGGCAAUGUCAGGGGUUUGUUAAUCCAACAGGUCCCACCCUCAUCCCACCAGUAUGGAUAAAUCUAAAUAUUUUUGAUGUGUCUGAUGUCUUUAUGACUUCAGGCUGCACAGAAGACUUUUAGGGCUAUGAAUAAUACUGCAUAAAUGUAAAUUUCCCACAGUAAUAGCUUCAGAGCAGAAAAAGGUAAGCUGGGUGAGCUUCAGGGAGGUAGGGAAGAAGUGGAAGAGGAGAUGCUGGUACCCACUAUACUGGUCUGGAGGCCAUAGCGUGGGCUAGUUUCUACCAAAGGAAUGCAAGCCCCAUGGGGCUUGAGUUCAGUGAAGUAAGAGGAUGGGGAAGACUGCAGCUAUAGACGUUCAUUCCUGAGUCUGAAAGUUCCCACUUACUUUCACACCUGUGCAAAAAUAGGAUUUAUCAGGAAGCUUUUUUUGUUAAAGAGAGAUACUGUCGGUCUUUUCUCCGAUGUAUCUUCUAUUCCCUAGUGAUUUUGUGGCAGGGUGGGGGCACGGCCCUUGCAUAUAUCUAGGAAACUCAAAGAAGGGUGGGCCUUAAUCAGCAUGAAAUCCUCUCUCCACAGUUCAGAGAGACUGUGCCAUUAGCUGUCUGAAUGAGUUUUCAUGUCCCAUUCUUGCUGGUUUGUGGUUGGGAGAGGGUCUUGUUGAGUACAUAUCUGGAACACUAAUGCAGCUUGGAUGGAUUAUUUAUUAUAAAAAUCUGCUUUUUUUUCCUGACUACCUUUGCAUUGGUCACAUGGCUUUGGUGUGAGCACCUUAAUAUACCCCCUUGCCCUCCUCCUCUCUACCCCGUCACCCUCUCUGGGGCCCAGAUUCCAGGGAAUUUCUUAGCAAGUCUUUUUCUGAGAGAAACUGGAAACUCAGAAUAGCCACAUAUCUGGAAAGGGCUUCAUUUUGCUUGUGGAAGCUGACAUAAUACCCAGAUAGCACAUAUCCCCUGGCUUCAGUCACCAGCAUGCUUUGGUUAAACCCCAGUGCACUCUGGUUCAUUUUCCUAAAACAUCCCAGUGACUGACUUUUGAUCCUGGAGCCUGCUUCUCUUCCCUAGAAGUGCUUUGUCUCAUGGGUGCUGGCAACCUCCAGUCUUUGGGUGAAAGACAGAAAUCAGGUGUACGUCUCUGUCUGGUUAGGACAGGACGGAUACGCAGCUUCAGAGCAUGAAAGGAAUGUGAAUGAGAUCAAGUACUAGAAUUAAAGCUUCUUUUUAAAAUUGUAAUCAUGCUAACAGCAGAAAUUGAUGCAUCUGAAAAGAGAUUGUGACAAUUGUGUCAGACCUAGUAAAUAGGAUCUUUGUCUGAGUUUACCAGUGUUUAAAAUGGAGAAUUAUUGUCCCAGUAGACGGUUCAGGAAUGAGUCCAGGACUUGUGUUGUUGCAAACUGGCUGACAGUCACAGGGCAUACAUUUUGCAAAUGGAAUUGUUUUUUUGCUCCAGUGAGGCAAAGUAAUGUCUCUGAUUCCAGUAUCAGUGGGUUCAUAUGGUGAACAGAAGUGAUUUUCUAUUACGUGGUCACAGUCUUAAAUUCUUACCUCUGUUAGGGGAAGAUUUUCUUUGAGAAUGUUAGUUUCUAGGGAAGUUUUUUAGCUGCAUGCUGGUACCUUUGGUCCUGUAUUGCCUUGUCAGCCAGGAUCACAAGAAAUUUGAGAGUGUUAGAAAAGGAUUAUAGCAUCUCUCUUUCUGAGCUCCAUGCGUCCAUGUUUACAGGUGUGAGGGUUAUUUUUCAUAUUUGCAAUGCCAAAGGAUACAUGCAGGAAAAGGGAGGGUGAAAAACUCUCUCGUUUAUAGCCAAGGACCGUUAGCUCAAAAGGCGAGAGAUUUACAGAGCCACAGAUAUACCCUGGAGGUCUGGAAGAAAAAAACAGGCAACGGCUUCAGGGUGAGGUGUUGUAGGCUGGUGAUCAAUUUUUUCUGUUAGGAAAAUUUAUUCCAGUUUGUCUUCAGCGCAGUUGAACUUCUCAGAAGCUGCCCUCUGUAGUCACUGUAGAAUGACUGGUGAACAGAUCGUUAAAAGUACACAGAGAUACUGCUGCUUACAAGAGUCGUAUCUGUCUAAAUCUCCUUAAGAGGAUUUCUUUUGUUUCUGAGCUAUUAAUAUGCAUUUGACUGAGUAGAUUUUAAUUUUACCAUGUAGCUUUGAAGUGGUGUGUAUGUGCAUGCACUCAGAAAAAUUGCUGGGAUGAUAGCAUGCUUGUUACAUGCAGAAGCACCUGGUUUUUAAGGGAUUUUUAUUUUGUCCAGUCAAUUGGCUCGUGUCACUUCAACUCACUGUUUAGUUUUUCUUUGAGUAACUUGUGAUGACUCAUCAUUGCAGCACGACUUCUUCAGAUCCUCUGCUUCAGUAAAUAGUUGUCAAAAAUACAAGUUAAAUUGGAUUGAAAAAGUAAUUUUGCCAAGAAUGAGAAAUCUGUGCUCUGAUGAACCUUCAAGGAGAACAUACUUGAAAGUUAGUUGGAUCUCCAUGUAGGAGUGUGCUGCUGCUAUCGCUCAGCGGUUGUCUGAGUGCUACUGAGGUUUGCCUUGCAAGAGAAAAUUAAAAUGCCAGAACAUUAGGAGGAAGACAUGCUUUCUGAUGGCUUGAAUUAUGGACCUUUUAGAACAUCAGCAGCUUCAAGUUUGCAUUUUGUCUUGAAAUGAACAGGUUGGCAAGGAUUUUCAGCAAAAACAGUGUAGAUCCCGAAGUAGUUACAGGUUGUGAUUUGUUGCACCUUUUAGGGUUAACAAGUAGGAUGCCAACGCUGAGCAAAGUAGCUGUCUGCUGGUCAUAACACGCAACAGCAGAUGUUCUUGCAUAGUACGAUAGCUUUUCAUUUGGUUGAGAGCAAUCCCUUGCCUCUAUUUUACUCCUUUUCUUAAUUUAAUUUAAUUUUAAUUCCGUAGUGAGCAGUAGAUGUAGACAAAAAAUGAAUACAUCUGAUCUUCUAAAAAUCUUUUAGGAAAAUCAAGUUCCUUUAAAAACAAACAGAAACCAAAAAGCAAAAAAAUAAACACUUAUGCUCAGGGGGCAGUAAGAAAAUGGCUGUUACUGAAACGCAUUGGAGAAAAUUCUCCAUGUGCAUCCGUUGCAACGAUUUCUUUUAAAGUUUUUAUGCUUUUUUAUCUUCUCUUGCAACUACAUCCUGAUGUUUUAGUUUGUUCUAAUGUCUCCUCUGUAAGCCUUGCAGUUUGCUUUGGCUCAUCACCCAUUUCUCCAGCUGUUACUGCAGGAGACAGCAGUGUUAAUUCCUUAACUCUGUACAGGUUCCUAUGGAGCAGCUUUCUUUAAGCAGAAGUUCCCUCUUUCUUUAGUGUAAAAGGAGCACGGUAUCUGUUACAGCUGCAACCUUACCAUAGAUACUCAACCAAAGCAUCCGAUUUACCUUAAAUACCAAUUGAUACCUUAGAUAAAAUUUAACUUUAUGGUUCUUAGAGAGAUGAGUAGCUUCUUGUGGCCAUUAGGUUGUCUUGGGCCAGACAAAAUGGCCUGUCUGGCCCAAACGUUCAGUGAUACUUGGUUUUAAACCAGGAGUUGAAAACGUAGGUCAAUGUAUUGCCAGGUUAGCUGUAUUAAAGGUCACUAUUCUUAUUCUGCCUGAAACAGUUACAUGAUGUUUUUCCACAGGGCAUGGGUACGCCUGUUGGAUUCACAUCUGAAUAUUGGCGAGGGUGGAGUGUUACCAAAGGAGCAAGCUGACCUGCUGCUCCCCACUGGACUUCUGGUUGCCAAUCCUCACUUAGCCAACUCAGAAUAUUUGUAUUUUUGUAAAAAUACCUCUUCUUACUUCUCCCUCCCUUUCCAAAAUACUAUAGCAAUACAGGAUUCAAGAUAGAUAGUUGCAGAGGUUCUGCUCUUUUCAGUCGUUCGAUCCAACUCCUGUUGCUGCUUGUGAACCUCUCUCUUUAUCCAGCAUGGAAUCCGCUAGAACAGGUUUUUGACAGACUUUGUCAUAAAGGGUGCUGCAGCCCACACCUUUGGCUUUUGCUUUUAAUGAGAGUGGAGCUUAUGUAGAGAGAUGUCGCAGGGCUGCAGAAUCAUAUGCUCUGUAAAGCAACGCAGAGCUGGUAGUGGACUCGUGGCUUGCAGUUUCUUAAAAUGCUCGUAUCUUACAUGCUCCAAGCAGUACGGGGCUCCCUGCAUACCAGCAAAAGUCCUUCCAGUGCAUUUGGAACGACGAAAAAGAGGAGAUUCCUGUACUUACAUAUCUUUGCAGGCAAACUAACGCAUGAGACAGUGCUUGGUCUUCUUUCAGCAUACGUAUCUUCAUCCAACCUUUGCUCUCCCGCUUCUCCUAGUAGGCUCUGAGCGGGUAUCUGCUCACAGCUGUUGCUCCCUGGGAUGCUGUUAGCAGGGUGUUAGGAAGAUUGCACUGGACUUACAAAUAGUUUUACCGUAGGAGAAGGGAAGAGACACCUUUUAGUGGAGUAAACAGAUACGGUCAGGAUGUAUCAGGUACUUUUUUCUGACCAAGUUCCCAUUAACAGAGCAACCUCUGGGGCUGCUUUCUGUUCGGUCUGCGCUGCUAAGAACCAUCCUGCAUUGGAAAAAUCUGGGCCCCUUCCCGUCCCCCCCCUUCCCUUCUCCUUCCUCCCCCGUCUGCCCUCUGUGGAAGGUAGCACCAUACAGCUCUGAGAACAAUACGCGUGGGUAGCAGCUGGCUUCUGGCACCUUCAUAAAAUACCUCAGCAUAGCUUAGCAUUGUCGCAGAACUGGUUUUAAACUGAAAAAUCAGAAGAGAAAAGCAAACUUUAUAAAUAGUGGAGAUAAUUUUAGCUGUAGAGUUUAGUUGAACUGAUGUUUAUUAUGAUUGAUAAACAUGAUUAUGCUGUAUGUAUUUGAGAUCCUGUUUAUAGGUUACAACUUUAUAGGGUCGGGUGGGUGCGGGUGGAUGUCGGGGCAGAGCGGGGGGUUGACUGUGUUAGAAGGAAAAUGUUUGCUCAUGAAUUCUUUUCCUUGUAUCUGUCUUGCCAAAGGAAACAUUUUGUCGCUCCUGGGUUUGGGAUUGUUGUUUGGUUGGUUUAUCUGUGGUCUAAUCUGCAGCACGGCACGUGGUGGCAUGCAGGUUACUGGUUGGGUUGCUGUUCAGGGUCCUUUCGAGUGUGCGCACACUUCCCUCCCUCUUGGCCUUCCCUCACCCUUCGCUGGGAUCUAAAGAUUAGGCAAUGUGUGUUUGGGAGGCUCGGGGGAAAGAAGAUGGCUGUACUGGGUUAGACCCGACCCAGGUGUAAAUCCGUUUCAGUUAGUUGAGUUGCACCAGAGCUGAAUUGGGUCCAUUGUGUUUAACUCCUGGGAGGGCGAAGAAUGGUUGUCGCAUCUUAAUCUAUCUGGGAGAGCAAAAGUGAAACAGGUUCCUUUUUAUCCCCCGUGUCUUGUUACUGAAUGUAGGGCUUGUAGUGCUUGAGAAUAGGUGGAAAAGUUUUUAAACACUUCCUUUUCUAAUAGCAAUGCUAAUCCUGUCUAGACCAAAAACUAUGAAAGAAAAACCAAACUGAGAAGUGAAAGCUAACCUACUCCUGACACCUGGCUGGUGUGCCUGAACGGGUUGAAAUACUGUGAGACUGUCCUAGGAGAGGAGCUCUGAGGGUUGUUUGGAGAGGGAGUGGGUCGUUCUCCAGCGUGUCUUGGCGUUGUAGUGGGAGCAGCAGAAGAGCGAGUGCUGCUGCCUCGGCAGGGCUUGGUGGCCCCGCCGUCCAGACCCCAGGGCUCCCUUCUCAUUUCCCUUCAAGGCUUAUGGCACAGGGGAGAGGGGGGUGUGUGUCCGUGUGCGUGUGUGCGUGCAAGUGCGUGUGUGUGGCAGCGUGCGUGCCCCUGUGUGGCGAUGUAGAGAGGAGCUUGACUCCGCUGGGGUGGGAGAAUUCCCAGUGGCCUCGUAGGGAACCAAAGGCACUGAUAACGUUGUCAGCUCUGCUGUUUUCAGAGCGGGUAAGAGGAAAAGCUGGGUGGUUUGUUGUUUUGUUUUGUUUCGUUUCGUUUUUUUGAGCUUUGGGUCAGUGUCCCUUUCUGUAAGGACCUCAUCUCUUGUGGGUACUCCCACCUUUUCUGCAUAGAGUUGCUUUGGCUCUGUGAAGACAAACUGCGUGUGGGGCUUGCCCAGUGCUGCAGGUCUUAGGCUGAUGUUGGGAUACAGUCAGGGAAAACUGUUUCUUUCCUUCGUGUGUGGAAGCAGUGUAGUCCGAGGUCAGAGUCUGUUCAACAGCUUUUGCAAAGGGUCCUCCCCUUAACAGGGAGGGCCUCGAAGACUCCUUUCUUUGCUCCCCAAAGUAGCCUUGUACAUGUUCAUGUAUCGUGCUAUUGGGCUGAGUUGUUUUAUCAGUGAACUUGGUGAGCUCUUGUGAAGAAAGGGAGGGAGGAAGGGGGAGAGGCGGAUUGUCCAGCUACUCUUCCUCCGGACACCAAUCGGGUUGCAGAACUUCACUGAAAGCUUUACUAAUAGAAUUGUUGUUCUGACAUUAUGUAAAAGUGGUAUUAAUAUUGUGUGACUUUUCAAAGAGCUAGUUAGAUUUAUAGGUAGGUAAUAGGGAUAUUGAAGAAAUGACUUCUCAAAGAAAAGAGCACUUGGAACAAAAGAAGUGGAAAACAAGGUGUGCUUUAUGGAAAACAAAUCUGAGGAAGGAAAUGAAACAGCUUGUGGGAGGCGAGGGAAGAUGAGACCCUUUGGCGUUCUGGGGGCUCAGCCCCAGAACUGGAACAUCCCCCCUCUGCCUUAUCUUAUCUCUCUACCAAACAGGACAUUGUCAAGUAGCUCAGACCAAAAUAUGCUGAUCUGUCUUAAAACUGUUCCAGUCUGCUGGUGGGUAUCUUCCUGCAGACCUUUACAUAAAAUCAUGAAAUGCUUGAUUUAUCAAGGUAGCUUCCCCUUUCCUCCCAAAAUUCUCUCAUCUAUAGUAGGCCCCACUUCAGGAUUCAUAUUGCCUUUGCUGAAUUUUGUAGCAGCAGCUACUCUAAACCCUAUUCUCUGAAUGUGAUAACGUUGAGUGCGGAUGAAGCUGGCAUGUUGUGGUGCUAUAGAAAUCUAAAAUUAUCGAGCAGUAGGAAUCCUAAGACAUUGGAAACCGUGUGCCAAGGGGCAAGCAGUGGCGAUCCCACAGCUCCCUUGAGAAAUAAUCAAGGAUGAGAGCACCAAUGACAGUGUCCUGAGAACAAGGCAGUUGAGACAAAACCUUGAGUUCUUCCCCCAUCCACUCUCCACGUGUCGGCCUCAGUGAUCCUGGUGCUGCCUGCACCGAGCGAGUCCGAGGGAGCGACGCCGCAAGGAAGAGGCGGCGUUGGGCUCCGCUCCCUGUGAGUUCACAGGGUGCUGGACCGGGCCUUCCUUCGAAACAGGGAAGGGUAGGAAGGGAUGGCUGCAGAGCUGCCCGCGGGGGCUUCGAAGGGGGCUGGGGCCGCUCUGGCCCCCGCCUUGUGUGCCAGCGGCCGUGGGGAGCACCCACGCGGUAGCUUCUUCGUCCCCGCCAGCGCCGUUGUUCCAUUUCCUUCCUCUGUGGUAGUGUCUAAGGCUAGGUGUGAGUAGGUGUGGGGUGUUUAUCCGCCACAGGUACAGGAGCUGUCGUAUACCUCAUUUCUAACUCGUAACCGAGUAACUUGCUUUAACUUUCUCCAAACCCUACAGAGUUGCCAAGUCUGCCCUCCCUCCUCUGACGAACACUGAACUCUGGCCUAUAGCACCCCGUGACCUGCAGCCCGGGGAGCGACCCCCUUACGCCUCUGAAUGUCGCUGCUUAAAAGCUACUGCAAAGUGAGGGCAAAUUGCAAUCGUAUCUUAUUUCCUUUGGUUACAAGGGGUCCUCUUGAUCAGUCUGUGAAUAUCCGCCCCCCUCCCCAGCCCGCGGGACAGGGCUGCGCUGCCCUUCCCCAGCCCGCAGGCAGCCCCCCAGCCCCCCGCUGCAGACACGCUACUCGCUUUCCGACACGACCAAAAAAACCCCGAACCCAAGAAAAAUCUCCAAAUAUUUAAUUUUCUUCUUUAUUAUUUGACAAUCCUGUAUCCCUUCCCCGCUGCCCAGCCUGGCCAGAAGCUGCCUCCUGAACCCGUUCCAUCUUUAUUUGAAUGUAGUUCCCCUGCCCCCUGGGAGAGAGAAGCUUUGUCAGGUCACGGUGGCUGCUAUAAGUCGGGAGGGGGCGGUUUCUUUGUUUUGUUUUGUUCUUUUAAAAUUUCCAGCCAAAACCAAAGAUUUCCUAAUGAUUGUAUAAACUCAAAACAAACAAACAAACCAAAGACAAAGGGCGUCUUCAGCACCAAGCCCACCUGCGAGGCCGGCUGGUCGCUGGGGGGCACCUCCCGAGGCCUCGCUGGGAGGGGGCUUCGCAGGUGGGUUGAGGAGCUGAAGGCUUGGGUGCAGGAUUGGCUGCUCUGCUGGGUGCUUUAACCCUCUGGGGGCUGGGUGACGUUGAUUAAUACACGCUGAGGUGCACUUCUGAGCUUCCCCCCUCCCCCCGUCACUGCUUGGAAGAGGCUGUCCUGUUGUGAGAAAUCCCUGAAAGAAGAAGAAGAAGCUUUUCGUUUUCUCCUCUAGCUCCUUUUUUCUAGAUUUCUUUUAUUUUUGCAGCACCACUGUGCAACUAUGCAUUGUAUUUCUCAACCUUUUAUGCUAGGUAGAUGCCUGUGACUUUUUAACUUUUUGGGGGGGGUUGCAAAUGGAGGAACUUUUUACAUGGAUCUUUUUAAUCUCAGUUGAUUGGGGGGUGUUUGGUUCUAGGGUCAUACAAGCUCUAUCCCAAAGCAAAAUCCAAAUGUUAAUAUUAUUAGCCUGAUGCAGAUACCAAAGAUAAUUUCUUUCCUGCAGAACCUUAGACUUGUGUAUUAAGUACGAUUACCCAGCACUUGCAUUAGUCUAACCUCAGUAAUUCCAAAGCUUAGAUGUAUAUUUUGGUAUAUUUCUGGGAUAUUAAAAAAUUGUCGUUUAAAUUCUUGUUUGUUUCAGUGUAAUGCUCUUAAAGUCAUAGCAUGGAGAUAACUGAACUUGUCCUAUUCUUAGUAGUUUGAAAUAAUAGUAUUUUUGUAUGUUUUGGGUGUGUCUAUGUAUGUAUUAACAUAACGGUUUUCACUGCCUAGGUGUUCAUAAAUAAUAAAAGAAAAAACUAAGGGUUUUUAAACUGUACAUAAUAUUCCAUGAAGAAUUUCCACCAGACCGCCAAUUCGGAUUGCAUUUUCACUGACGGCCGCUCCCAACUGGGAUUCUUUCUUUCUUUUUAAAGAGACAGCAUAUUCUUUUAAUUAUUUUCCCAUGGACCUGAGGUUCUUUCUCAGAGUAAACGGUUCUUCAGUGUUUUUAAGGGAUGGGCCAAAGAGCAAGUAGCUUAAAUUUUGUUUUUUAAAAAAAAAUAUUGAAUGCGUUAGUUUGAAAACUAACCCUCUGUAUGAAGAAUUGGGAGUCGAAGAACAAGCCCUCUCCUCUAAAUCUGGCAGUAGUUUUCAGAGAGACGAUUUGAGAAUGACUGUAGCGUCUGGGCAGUCCCUUUUUGCUUUUUUUUCGAACUGAGACAUUUUCAGUCUUGUGUAACUACUCUGUGCAACCGCCUGCUUACUCUGGCUUGGAGUUUUUCCUCUUGCCCUUCCUCAUGUACUGCAUUUGUACCUUCAGGUCAGCAGAACACUUGAAAUUGAGGGCCAUGUGGGAGCACCCAUACCCAAACGCAACCCAAGCUUUUCUUGAGACUGAAAUGUGAGAGUCCCGCACAUUUCAAAACCUUGCUGAUCACACUAGGGGUGAGGAGGAAGGUGAAAUGCUGUCUCUUUAAAGAUGUCCUUUAUUAUUAUUAUUAUUAUUAUUUUCCCAGUGGUUGCCUGCAGAUAGCUGUAGGCAUUGAGAGAUUGUGUAGAUUACAGUAAAUCAGAAUGAAAAGGUAGAUUUUGUGUAGAUGCAUUUGUCUGCUGUAAUUUUUUAUAUAUAUUAAACUUACUGUAAUUGUACAGUUCAUUUCUGUUGUAAACAUCAUUAAACCAUUUUCCAAGUGUUUUAACAUGUA
Anas platyrhynchos (mallard) is the source of this 14834-nucleotide messenger RNA. RefSeq names its product POU class 2 homeobox 1 (gene POU2F1). The record is from RefSeq and is a predicted model, not a curated record. Gene Ontology annotation, molecular function: RNA polymerase II cis-regulatory region sequence-specific DNA binding; DNA-binding transcription factor activity, RNA polymerase II-specific. NCBI's taxonomy places the organism in Eukaryota, Metazoa, Chordata, Aves, Anseriformes, Anatidae. Gene Ontology annotation, biological process: regulation of transcription by RNA polymerase II. Gene Ontology annotation, cellular component: nucleus.